AAUGUGUUUAAAAACAGCGGUAAAAGGUUGAUUUAAACCCGGGUCGCAUAUUCAGCCUCGUUGUUUGUUUUGGUUGAGUAAUAUAAGCACGGCUGCUUCUGAAUUCAGGCUUUCUGAAACAAUAGUAGCGUUUCCUCUUUAGUCGCUGUGAUGUUAUCGGGAGAGGACGGCGCACAGCUUCAGUGCACUGUGACGGUGGAGCAGCUCAACAGCUCCGGACAGGCGACCCGGAGGCAGGUCAUCCGCAAAGCCUCAGUUAUUCUGGGCCGGAAUGAGUUUCAGGAGAUCGUCCUGCGAGUCCACGACGGCAAAGUGCCGCAAAGCUACCAUCUGAAAGAGUUCAAACUUUUCACCAAGUUUGCCAGAGAUGGGAAGUGCACCGUGAAACUGGUCCCUGAAAACAUCCAGGUCCUCAUGUCAAACUGUCCGACUGACCAGCUCAGCCUCUUUCUCAAAACCCUGAGCAUCAAACACCAGGCCUGGCAGGGCAGCAAGGCUCUGAGCAACCGAGAGAAGCUCAAGGCUGGCCUGCCCCGCAGCUUCGAGGCCAUCAGCCCCCUGCAGCAAAAAGACAUCCAGAAAGUCAAUGAGCUGAGAAGUAAAGUGGCUCCUAACGGACUGACAGACCGCACUAAUAGGAUGACAGCUGCAGGUACAGGACAGCAGGUCAAACGCUCCAGGAGUGACUGUAACUUCAGCCCAGUAAAGGCCAACCCGAGUAAGAAGCCCAUCCUCUCUUUACCAUCACGCAAGCUUAACAAAGAGCAGGCUGCUGUUCUCAGUGCAGUGCUGAGUGGCAAGAAUGUCUUUUUCACCGGAAGUGCAGGUACAGGAAAGUCCUUCUUGCUCAAGAGAAUCAUGGGAUCUCUCCCACCAAAGAGCACUUUUGCCACAGCCAGCACGGGAGUGGCUGCGUGUCACAUCGGAGGAACAACGUUACACAGCUUUGCUGGUAUUGGCUCAGGCUCUGCCCCACUGGAGCAGUGCAUCGAGCUGGCUCAGAGGCCCGGGGUGCUUCAGCACUGGACUAGCUGUCGACACCUCAUCAUUGAUGAGAUUUCCAUGGUGGAGGCUCAGUUCUUUGACAAGCUUGAGGCGGUAGCUAGGUCGGUGAGGAGGUCUACCGAGCCAUUUGGAGGGAUCCAGCUGAUCGUAUGUGGUGACUUUCUUCAGCUGCCUCCAGUUUCUAAAGGAAAAGAAAAAGCCAGCUUCUGCUUUCAGGCCAGGAGUUGGCAUAAGGUGAUCCAGAUCAAUAUGGAGUUAACGGAAGUACGGAGGCAAACAGACCAGAGCUUCAUCUCCCUCCUGCAGGCAGUGAGGGUGGGGAGGGUGACAGAGGAAGUCACAGCCAAGCUGAUGAAAAGCGCCUACCAUCAGAUUGAAAGGGACGGUAUUCUAGCGACCAGGCUGUGCACACACAAAGAUGACGUGGACCUCACCAACGAGAACAAACUCCAGCAGUUACCAGGGUCAGCGCGUCUGUUUGAGGCACUAGACAGCGACCCAGUGCUGGUCAAGACUAUAGACGCUCACAGUCCUGUCGGGAGGCUGAUCCAACUCAAAGUGGGAGCUCAGGUCAUGCUGACAAAGAACUUGGAUGUUGCUCGAGGUCUGGUGAAUGGAGCACGAGGCGUCGUGGUUGGUUUUGAGUCUGGAAAACACGGACUCCCACGUGUGCGUUUCCUGUGCGGCGUCACAGAGGUGCUGAAGCCAGAGCGCUGGGUGUUUAAGUCUGGUGGUGGGAUCCACCUGAGCCGACAGCAGCUGCCACUCAAAUUGGCCUGGGCCAUCUCCAUCCACAAGAGCCAGGGAAUGACGCUGGACUGUGUGGAAAUCUCUUUAGCUCGUGUGUUUGAGAGCGGCCAGGCUUACGUGGCCCUGUCUCGGGCUCGGAACCUCGAGGGUCUAAGGGUCAUGGACUUUGACCCCCGCGUGGUCCGGGCAGACCCAGAUGUCCUCCUCUUCUACAGAAAACUGAGGAAGGAGAGGUUGCUCAUGCAGGCCUCCAUGGAAGACUUUGUUAGCAACAAUAAAGAAAAUGCAUGGUGAGGCUGGCUCUAAAUCCACUCUAAUGAUAUGCACUAUGUGCAUGAGUUAUUGAGCUAUUUCACCAUUUAACCUUAUUUUCUUGAGACUUCAAUCUACCAUCUCUACUUGGAGUCACACUGCCACCAUCUGCUCACUGUACUUUUUUUUUUCAGAGCUUAUUUUUUUAAAUUAUUUUUUGCAUGUAUUCAAAUAAAAUUUUAGCCAAAUUAUUUGCGUGAAGUAUUUUAUCAGUCAUUAAUAUUUAAGGGAGGAAAAACACUGAAUUCAAACAAUGACGCUCCUUGGCUUUACAGGUCUCAAGGAGAAAAUAAAAUCUAUUGCUGCCUUUAGUCACUGAGUGGCAGCAUCCACUCCUUACAUUUUCCCACCCGUUUUGGGAUGAACUAAGGGAAUUAACAGUGUCUGUGUUAAAGCUGUGGGGAGAAAAAAAAUGCUCUGAGCCAAUUAACUUUUACCUCAACUGCUUUUCAAAACUUCCAAACGUGGGACGAGUGUUCCUGUGCAUGCGCCAUUAAAUAGAAAUGCCGUCAACCAGAGACCAAUUUUGUGUUACCGUAAACAUCAGUGAGAGCAUUUAGCGUUGGUGGCUGGAUAAAACUAAUUAAACCAUCAGUCAUGGAGCCCACGUCUGAGGAUGCAGACGCUUUGAAAAGAAGCAGCUGAGACUAAGUGGAAUCCAAAGACAACCUUUAUUUUCUGGUCAGCAGAGUGAAGUUAUGACCAAACCUGAGCCGGUUUCCAUUACUGUAGCAGCAUACUUUAACAUUCCACCUCAUCACAUUUUCAUUACAGCCAAUCCCUUCUUGAUACGAAUUUUUAGAGUGCAUGCUCCAAUAUGUUAUUAGCAGUAUCGACAUCAAGAGUCACUAUCAGCUAUAUUAGUAUGCACUGCAUACAAACAGGUGUCAGGAA
Messenger RNA from Oreochromis niloticus (Nile tilapia), 2961 nucleotides. It is a transcript of the gene pif1, whose product is annotated as PIF1 5'-to-3' DNA helicase homolog (S. cerevisiae). The transcript is spliced from 13 exons. The record is from RefSeq and is a predicted model, not a curated record. Gene Ontology annotation, molecular function: DNA helicase activity. Lineage: Eukaryota; Metazoa; Chordata; Actinopteri; Cichliformes; Cichlidae. Bases 151 to 2049 code for a protein of 632 amino acids. Gene Ontology annotation, biological process: DNA repair; telomere maintenance.